Molecule: messenger RNA, 1742 nt
Organism: Colossoma macropomum (tambaqui)
Lineage: Eukaryota; Metazoa; Chordata; Actinopteri; Characiformes; Serrasalmidae
Product: claudin-10
Exons: 5
Coding region: 918-1742 (274 amino acids)
Biological process (GO): cell adhesion; bicellular tight junction assembly
Cellular component (GO): bicellular tight junction; plasma membrane
Molecular function (GO): structural molecule activity
Source: RefSeq, a predicted model, not a curated record
UCCCCAUAUAAAAUACAUAUUUAUAUACUGCAUAUUCAUGUACAUUAAUCUUUGCAGAGAACAGCUCAAUAGUUUUGCCACCUCUCUUACUGCUAGUAUUACUGACAGUUCUGUUUUGAUAUAAACAGCAUCAUAUCAACAUCGCUCCAGACAUAGGGAGAUCCCACCCUGCUAAUCUAAACAACAAUUAUUCCCUGAGGGCACACCGUCUUAGCAGUGAAAUGGCUUGGCCAAAAAAUAUUCCCCUUAGUUGAUCAGCCAAGACAUGUCUGCUGUCCAAAGCUUGCUUUUGUAGUCGUGCACUGUGAAGCUAAUAUAACUAUAACUAAAUAAUAUAACGAGUAACUAAACAUUUAAAAUGUGACUUUUGGUCUAAUGAAAGAAAAGAUGUCUUAGCAUGUGUCAUUUGCUACUUGCAGUCAAAUGGUGCUGUGUGCUACAACUACAAUGGAACCAGUAACCAGAGGGAUAUUUUGAAUCCUGCUGUGCACUCUCAUGAAGAUAAUCAUCUUGAGUACUUGUUUUUUUUAAAGCUGAGGGCCUGGGAAAUGAGGAGAGGGGGAACCUUAGUCCCACCUUGGUCCCUCCUCUAGCCCUUAUGGCAGCCUGUGUAAUAGGGGUAAUGUCCUUUCGUCGCAGUAAACGAGUCACAGAGUGAAAUGGUAAUUAGAGAAACUGCCCCCAUUAGAAGGUCCAUUUCAGUUAUGGUCACAUGAACCCUCAGGCAUGAGAAGCUGCUUACUGGGCAAAACCACACAAGACAAUGAGGAGAAGGCAAAGGGGUUUAGAAGGAGCUUUUGUCUUCCAGAUUCAAAUUGAAUAACUCUGUGUUUUUAUCUUCAUACUGACUUCAGCUUUGGUGGCAUUUUUAAGAGGGUUAUUUUCUUUUUCUGUACGCUCCCUACAAAGCCUGGAACAUGAAUCGCACAGGAAUUAUGUAUAUGGAGAUUGGUUGCUUUGUUUGUUGUCUUUGUGGCUGGAUCCUGAACUGUUCUACUCUGGCCACUGAGUACUGGAAUUUCUCUGAGAUAGGAGAUGCCGUCCUCACCACAGUCAACUACUUUUCCAAUCUGUGGAUGGACUGUGUCUCUGACACCACUGGCGUGUCCGAUUGCAAGUACUAUCCCUCCAUGAUGGCUCUGCCAGUUUUCUUGCAUGUGUGCCGUGCCCUGGCCAUUGUCUCUGUAAUCCUGGGCUUUUGGGGGGCUGUGCUCGCCUUGAUUGGAAUGAAGUGCACUAAGAUUGGAGGCUCUGAACUUGCCAAUGCCAGAGUAACAUUUGCAGCUGCCCUCACGUACAUGGCAUCAGGGUUCAGUGGUAUGAUACUGUACUCCUGGUGGGGGCAACGAACACGAGCACAAUAUGUGGAUCCAAACUACAAGCCGCAGAAAUUUGAAAUAGGUGCAGCAGUCUUCAUAGGCUGGGGAGGAUCAUCCCUGAUUAUAGCUGGAAGUGCUGUUAUGUGUUACUUCUCUGGAAAAGAGGGACUCCGUUCCAGUUCUAGUAAGAGACAGCAAUCAACAGAAAGUUAUAUGACAGCUCAAUCCAGAGGGAGCUAUGUGACAGCCCGAACCAGAAGGACCUAUAUGAUGCCUAUUUCCAAGCCCACUACAGUCAUCAUGGCCCCUGUAUCCCAGUUAGGCAGGGAGAGCAAGGGAAACCGAACUCAAAGGACACACAGAGCCCACACUAUCAGGACGACUGGAGCCUCCGUACGCCUGAAUUUGGAUUCAUACGUGUGA